Molecule: messenger RNA, 582 nt
Organism: Acanthoscelides obtectus
Lineage: Eukaryota; Metazoa; Arthropoda; Insecta; Coleoptera; Chrysomelidae
Source: the annotation of a GenBank genome assembly
AUGUACGAAAACUCAAAAAAUGUGUACAGCAUUGUUAGUGGCGAUGAAUCGUGGAUUUAUUGUUUUGAACCAGAAAAUAAACGACAGUCGGCUGUUUGGGUGUUCCAAGGUGAAGAAAAGCCAACAAAAAUGGUCGCGACAUUUGUAUCAAAACCGGGUCAAAUUGCAACAGUUCCUCUUAAUGAGCAAAGAACUGUUAUUGCGGACUGGUAUAUCACCAUUUGUUUGCCAAAAGUCAUCACCGAGCUCCGAAAAAUCAGAAGAAGAGCCAUCCUCCACCAAGACAAUGCAAACUCGCACACAUCCCAAAAAACAAGGCAGUAUUUAACGGAAGAAAACGUAGAAUUAUUUGACCAUUCUUCAUAUAGUCCCGAUCUAAGUCCUAACGAUUUCUUUACUUUCCUGAAAAUUAAAAACAGACUGCGUGGUCAAAGGUUCCAGUCACCAGAAGAAGCAGUUGACGCAUUCAAAAAUGCUGUUUUGGAUCUGCCAGCAAACGAGUGGAAUAAGUGCUUCGAAAAUUGGUUCGAGCGCAUGCAGAUGUGUAUUAAUCUCCGUAGAGAAUACUUCGAAAAACAAUAA